AAUACAAAUGUAAAUAGUGUAAAUAUUUAGUUCAUGAAUGAAUGAAUGAAUUAAUGCCUACAUUUAUAUUUAUUUUAAUAUUAUGGUGCAUCCAGGUUGUAAACAGGUUGUAAACAUGUGUCAUAAACAUCAGUGGUUAACAGUAAGUUGCAGUGUCAAAGUAUAGACAUGCCAGAGAAGUAAACAGUAAACAGUAAACAGUGAGGCCAGAGUAAACAAAGCGGCCGGGGUCCAGACAGCUCUGAGAGGACACCAUGUCCCCGUGUGGAUGAGUGGGUGGACCCUCUGUCAGCUGCAGGUGUCCCUUUGACCCUCCACAGACUCAAUGUGUUGGUGUCACAGUCAAGAGGUCUCAGCUGGGAGCAGGUCGCGUCCCGCCUGGCUCGCUCUCGGAUGAUGACAACAAAAAUCAUUCACUUCAUGGUCAACGGGAGGCUGGAGCACGCCGAGUUUGGAGACGACUGCUCGGCCGCAGACGUCAAAGAUCUGUUCCGGGCGGCGGCGGAGGCGGGGCCUCACCACAUCCUGAAGAUGUACAACAAAGACGGCAGCGUGCUGAACAUCUCCCCGCGCCUGGAGCCCAACAGCCAGGACUCGUACUACCGACUGGAGGUGGUGGCGUCCGAUCUGAAGAGUGUGGGGCUGCCAAAGGAGCUGGACACCAUGGAGUACAGGCUGCGUCAUCUGGAGAACAAGGUCAUCGAAGACGUGGGGAAGAGUCCGGAUAUCAUCUGUGACAUGAAGAGCCAAGUGGAGUCGUUCAAGAGGAAGCUGGAGAGUGUGGGCCACCUGAGCUGGAUGGGUCUGUUCAAGGAGGACAGUGACCAUCAGCUCUCCAAGAUCUCCAUGAAACCCAAAACGCCUCAGCUGAGCGUACAGGAGGAGCGCCAACAAGUCCGCAAGAACUUCCUCAGCAUGAGAGCGCAGCUGGAAGAGACUGUGAGACGUGUGUCCUCUCUGUGUUGCCGUAGCUCGCUGCAGGUGACAGAGGAAGUGAGAGAGAAUCUGAAAACCCCCAUUUUUGACAACUGGCAGUGGGAGGAGGCGGAGAUGCUGGUGCUCCUCCAGGUGAUGUUCACCGACCUGGACUUCCUGACGGCGUUCCACAUCGAGCUUGAGGUCCUGCAGAACUUCCUGUUCGAGGUCUACUGCCACUACAACAACAUCCCCUUCCACAACUUCAGGCACUGCUUCUGCGUCACUCAGAUGAUGUACGGGCUGAUCUGGCUGACAGACCUCCGGAGUAAAAUAGCGAAAAUCGACCUGCUGAUCAUGUUGACCUCGGCACUGUGCCACGACCUCGACCACCCCGGCUACAACAACGUCUACCAGAUCAACGCUCAGACCGACUUAGCUCUUCGCUACAACGACAUUUCACCCCUGGAAAACCACCACUGUGCCGUCGCCUUCAGCAUCAUGUCCAAGCCAGAAUGCAACAUCUUGAAAAACCUGACCUGUGAGCAGUACAAACACAUCCGAGGAGGAAUGAUCAGGUGUAUUCUGGCCACCGACAUGGCGAGACACAACGAAAUUCUCAACAAGUUCAGAUCCAUGCAGCCGGUGUUUGACUUCACCAACAAGGACCACAAGGAAGUGCUGAUGAAGAUCAUGGUGAAGGUGAGCGACAUUUCCAACGAGGCGAGGCCAAUGGCCGUGGCCGAGCCGUGGCUCGACUGUCUGCUGCAGGAGUUCUUCAACCAGAGCGACACAGAGAAACUUAAAGGGCUUCCAGUGACUCCCUUCAUGGACAGAGACAAAGUGUCCAAACCGUCCUCUCAGACCAAGUUCAUCCGGUUUGUCCUCCUGCCGCUCUUCAGUGAGCUCACCAAGCUGUUCCCCUGUCUGGAGCGACACAUUCUGGAGCCGGUGAGGAAGGCGCUGGAGUAUUACACCGACCUGGAGAGAGCCAGCAAGACGGAGGAGGAGGAGGAGGAGGGGACAGCCAAAGCAUGAGGAAGAAGAAGAGGAGGAAGAAGAGGUCUAAUAGUCUCAACGUUUUCAUCUCCAGGAUGCGUUAGCGGACACAUUAUAUUCAGUGUGCUAGUUACAGCAUGUGAAACAUUAGCCUUUGAAAUAUAACUUAUAUUCUAAGUUAGGAACAUGACUGCACCUUAUACAUUUGCUGAUAUAUAAGACAAUCCAAGAUACGUGAUGCUUUUGUUUUUUUCAAUAUGUAAUUACUGAUAAUUCAUCUUCUGGUAAAAACCUCUUCAAUGUUUAGAUCUUAAGUUACCAGAGAAAAAAGGUGAGCACACAUUAGCAGGAGCUAGGCAAACAGCUUGUCUCUGGCCUCAACAAUUGCUCAGCUUGUUUCUCUUAUAAGUUAAGAUCCCGACGUUCAGGAGGUUUUUCUCAGGAGCCGAAUUAUCCACAGAGGUCUCUUUCUCGCCAAAACAAACACACCAACUGAUUUACACCGGUAAAAACACUGAAUAAAACAGUUUCAUGCUUAAAAUCAGUGUUUUUCAGAUGCUGUUUGGCACAGCAGGGGCUGGAGCUGAGCUAUAGCUAAUGUUUGCUCAGUUUGUUUCUCUGAUAACUUAAAAUCCAGACGUCCGAUGACUAAAAUUCUUCCUCCAGUUACAACACAUAGUUAAAAAUGACCAAGAUUUUUAAGUUUAUUGUAAAAAUGUGACUUAAAAUUGGAUAAAAAGUCAAUUUGUGCCACGGACAGGC
Molecule: messenger RNA, 2676 nt
Organism: Epinephelus fuscoguttatus (brown-marbled grouper)
Lineage: Eukaryota; Metazoa; Chordata; Actinopteri; Perciformes; Serranidae
Product: high affinity cGMP-specific 3',5'-cyclic phosphodiesterase 9A-like
Exons: 14
Coding region: 394-1953 (519 amino acids)
Biological process (GO): cGMP catabolic process
Molecular function (GO): 3',5'-cyclic-GMP phosphodiesterase activity
Source: RefSeq, a predicted model, not a curated record